AUGUUUUCCAGUGCAUCCUCGACGUACAACCUCAAGCGACCCGCACGGUGCAUCGCUGCGUUGGCGCCGCAAGAGGAGUCACCAGAAGAAGAACAGCAGGGUGGCAUCAGCAGCUCGCGCUUUGUAGUCGGCACGUGCAGCUUGCGGGAACCCAACGAGCUGCACGUCUUGGGAUUCCACGAAGAGAGCAACGAACUAUUGUGUCAUCAGGCUCUUUCACAUCCGAACGAGAUUUGGGGAGUUAGCCCUUCACCGACAGACCCUUCGCUGCUGGUAACCUGCAGCAAUGGCGCCAAGGCUGGACAGAACAACGGGGGCGUGGGUUUCAAGGUGAGCCUGUGGAGAUUGCCCACGCCUGACCCCAAUGACGACCCCCUCCACGAGCACGUCAUGGGUGGGGAAAGGGGGCACCCGCUCGAACCAAUUGGAGAACCGCUCGCCGAGUUGGGGGGGCUGAAGGCGGCGGCCACGGCGAUGUUGUGGAGUCCACCGGGCGGGGGGUCAACGUCAUCGCGAGGGGGGGCAGGAGAAUUCGUUACGCUAGCGGAUGGGCUUUUGAAGCGGUGGAACUUGGGUGAUGGAAGGUUUGAAGAAGCGGGCUCGGCAACUGUUUGUGAGGGCGGCCAGGGCGGCGGCGCCACCGCCGCCGGGCGGGGAGCGCCUGCGGCGGCGUGGGACCCGCACCGCCCGGUGGAGGUAGCGACGGCCGCGUCGUGUAGCGUCACGUGUUGGGACCUUCGAACGAUGAAAGCUACAACCUCGGUGGCCGAAGCGCACCGUUUCGCGGUUCGAGACUUGGACUACAACCCGAACAAGCCCUUCUGCCUGGCCACGUGUGGCGAGGACCGGCUCAUCAAGUUUUGGGACCUGCGGAGACCGAACGCUCCCGUGAAGACCAUCGUCGGACACGACCACUGGGUAAACACCGUCAAGUACAACCGUUUCCACGACCAGUUGCUGGUCAGCGGUAGCUCGGACUGCAUGGUGCACCUCUGGCGGGUGUCUUCCGUCUCUUCCGCUCCUUUGCUCGAGCCCGAGGACGACGAUGCCGGUGGACUCGAUGGCGACGCUGGUGGGGACAGCGGGGGAGGAUUUGGCGGUGGCAGCAAUGGGUCGAAGGGGGAAGCUGCUGACAUCCGAGUGCGAACCUUUGACGAGCAUGAGGAGAGCGUGUACUCGCUCGCCUGGAGCGCGUCCGACGCAUGGGUUAUGGCAUCGCUGUCGUACGACGGCCUCGUGGUGCUGAACCACGUGCCGUCCACGGAGAAGUACAAGAUUUUACUCUGA
Molecule: messenger RNA, 1287 nt
Organism: Ectocarpus siliculosus
Lineage: Eukaryota; Phaeophyceae; Ectocarpales; Ectocarpaceae
Source: the annotation of a GenBank genome assembly